Messenger RNA from Rosa rugosa (rugosa rose), 536 nucleotides. RefSeq lists its product as uncharacterized. NCBI's taxonomy places the organism in Eukaryota, Viridiplantae, Streptophyta, Magnoliopsida, Rosales, Rosaceae. The coding region runs from base 136 to 507 and encodes 123 amino acids. The record is from RefSeq and is a predicted model, not a curated record. The transcript has 3 exons.
CGUCCCGUUGAAGAUUCUUUUUUUUUUUUUUGUUUCACGUUUUGUAGUUUUACUGCAAUAGGAUGUAGGGUAAUUUGCUAUGAUAUGAGGUGUUAAAUAAAUCCACAUGGCGUUAUUCUAUUGGGUUGGUAGACCAUGUGUCAGGCUGACGUGGUUCUACUGGAGGACAGAAAAAUUUCUCCUUUAGAAGGAUGGUUUGAAGUAAAGAAAGAGAAAUUUUUGCUAUUGACAAAAUUAGCACUUGAGAUUGGAGAUUUGAAUGAAAGGUUUUACAACCUUGCAGAAAAGGUUGAAGAACAACUAAAUGAUGGGGCUGGCGAGAUUCACAUCGACAUAAAGAGUUACUAUCUACUGAACUUAUGUUUGACUUCUCUAUGGAGAACUCAAUUCUUGAAGACUUUUUUUCUUUUCAUUUCAUUUUUGUUGAUGAAUAUGCAAGAGGGUCUUAUGAUACUUUUCGCCCAGGGCCUUGAAAAACUCAGGACCGGCCCUGUUACUAACUACUAAUGUCUCCAAUUAAAUCUGCUCAUAUUUCU